Molecule: messenger RNA, 487 nt
Organism: Triticum aestivum (bread wheat)
Lineage: Eukaryota; Viridiplantae; Streptophyta; Magnoliopsida; Poales; Poaceae
Exons: 2
Coding region: 145-465 (106 amino acids)
Source: RefSeq, a predicted model, not a curated record
CUGCGCCGUGGACACGAGGCGCCCAUCCGUCGGCUCUGCGUGCUGGAUAAGAGCAUCCCGACGCCCCUCCCAGGCAACCCUAGUUCUCAUUCCCCUUCUUGCGUCGUUCUCUCGCGGACGACAUACACACGCACCGCGGACGCCAUGGUCGAUCUCGUACUCAUGGCCACCAUGCUCCCCGGCGUUUGGGAUGAUGACCAGGAGCUUCAUCGCCGACAUGUACAUCGCCUACAACCUCCAGUUCGAGCUGAAGCCCUCCACAACCUCGCCAUCCAGUCGUCUUCCCCACCACGGCCACGGCGCCAUCACCGUCGAUCUCCACCACCGAUGCCUCCCCGCGGUUCCGAGCACGUCCACGACCUCCCUCGAAACGUUGGAGUCCAGGAACCAGACGCCACCGUCGACGACGACUACUACUACUCGGGAGGUGCCUACUACUACGUGCAGCCCGCUGACAACGACUAGGAGUAGUUUAGGAGGAUCCCAG